This is a messenger RNA of Cooperia oncophora, 405 nucleotides long. Lineage: Eukaryota; Metazoa; Nematoda; Chromadorea; Rhabditida; Trichostrongylidae. The record is from the annotation of a GenBank genome assembly.
AUGUCGAGCUCAAUGGAGGUCCAGGUGCUGUCGCAGCCGCCGUUAGGAAAGUUGAACAGACUGGCGGUCUGUGGAUUUGAGUCCAGAGGAAUGUCGUGUGAUGGGACGCUUUCUCUACAAGGUACAGCUGUGAUGAAGGACUCGUUGUGGGGUGAGCAUGAACUUGAUUAUGUUGUGAUUACACGUGAUUUGUCGCUCAGUCGUCUUACUCCUAAUCCAUCUGAAGUGAGCGAUGUAAGAUUAGUCGACGAGCAGGAAUUGGCCAGAUGGGUAGCGACAGAACCAUCGUCAUUCUCUCCUUGGUUCCUGCUGUUCUACCGUCUACGAUACCUAUCAGAGUGGUGGUCAAAGCUUGAUCACAUAGAAUCAUAUCCAGUUGAUAUGAAUAUUGUACGAAUGAAUUGA